CCCAGCCCCUGCCGCUCGGGGCAGAUGAUGCUGAAGAUGCUCUCCUUUAAGCUGCUGCUGCUGGCCGUGGCUCUGGGCUUCUUUGAAGGAGAUGCUAAGUUUGGGGAAAGAAGCGAAGGGAGCGGAGCGAGGAGAAGAAGGUGCCUGAAUGGGAACCCCCCGAAGCGCCUGAAAAGGAGAGAUAGGCGGAUGAUGUCCCAGCUGGAGCUGCUGAGUGGGGGAGAGAUGCUGUGCGGUGCCUUCUACCCUCGGCUGUCCUGCUGCCUGCGGAGUGACAGCCCGGGGCUAGGGCGGCUGGAUAACAAGAUAUUUUCUGUCACCAACAACACAGAGUGCGGGAAGUUACUGGAAGAAAUCAAGUGUGCACUGUGCUCUCCACACUCCCAGAGCCUGUUCCACUCGCCUGAGAGAGAAGCCUUGGAAAGAGACCUAGAACUUCCCCUGCUCUGCAAAGACUAUUGCAAAGAAUUCUUUUAUACUUGCCGGGGCCACAUUCCAGGUUUCCUUCAAACUACUGCUGAUGAGUUUUGCUUUUACUAUGCAAGGAAAGAUGGCGGGUUGUGCUUUCCAGAUUUCCCAAGAAAACAGAUCAGAGGACCAGCAUCUAACUACUUGGAUCAGAUGGAAGAAUAUGACAAAGUGGAAGAGAUGAGCAGAAAGCACAAACACAACUGCUUCUGUAUUCAGGAGGUUGUGAGUGGGCUGCGCCAGCCUGUCAGCGCCCUGCAUAGUGGGGAUGGCUCGCACCGUCUCUUCAUUCUGGAAAAAGAAGGUUACGUGAAGAUACUUACCCCUGAAGGAGAAAUUUUCAAGGAGCCUUAUUUGGACAUUCACAAACUUGUUCAAAGUGGAAUAAAGGGAGGAGAUGAAAGAGGACUGCUAAGCCUUGCAUUCCAUCCCAAUUACAAGAAAAAUGGAAAGCUGUAUGUGUCUUAUACCACCAACCAAGAGCGGUGGGCUAUCGGGCCUCAUGACCACAUUCUUAGAGUUGUGGAAUACACAGUAUCCAGAAAAAAUCCCCAUCAAGUGGAUCUGAGAACUGCCAGAGUCUUUCUUGAAGUGGCAGAACUCCACAGAAAGCAUCUGGGGGGACAGCUGCUUUUUGGCCCUGAUGGGUUUUUGUACAUCAUUCUCGGUGAUGGGAUGAUCACACUGGAUGAUAUGGAAGAAAUGGAUGGAUUAAGUGAUUUCACAGGUUCGGUGCUCCGGCUGGAUGUGGACACAGACAUGUGCAGUGUGCCGUAUUCCAUACCGAGAAGCAACCCGCACUUCAACAGCACCAGCCAGCCCCCGGAAGUGUUUGCCCACGGCCUCCACGAUCCAGGCAGAUGUGCUGUCGAUCGACAUCCCACUGAUAUAAACAUCAAUUUAACAAUACUUUGUUCAGACUCCAAUGGAAAGAACAGAUCAUCAGCCAGAAUCCUACAGAUAAUAAAGGGGAAAGAUUAUGAAAGUGAGCCAUCACUUUUAGAAUUCAAGCCAUUCAGUAAUGGUCCUUUGGUUGGUGGGUUCGUUUACCGAGGCUGCCAGUCUGAAAGACUGUAUGGAAGCUACGUGUUUGGAGACCGUAAUGGGAAUUUCUUAACUCUCCAGCAAAGUCCUGUGAGCAAACAAUGGCAAGAAAAACCGCUCUGUCUUGGCAACAGUGGUUCCUGUAGAGGUUACUUUUCAGGUCACAUAUUGGGAUUUGGAGAAGACGAAUUAGGUGAAGUUUACAUUCUAUCAAGUAGCAAAAGUAUGACCCAGACUCACAAUGGAAAACUCUACAAAAUCGUAGAUCCCAAAAGACCUCUAAUGCCUGAGGAAUGCAGAGCCACGGUACAACCUGCGCAGACACUGACUUCGGAGUGUUCCCGGCUCUGUCGGAACGGCUACUGUACGCCCACGGGAAAAUGCUGCUGCAGCCCGGGAUGGGAAGGGGACUUCUGCAGAAUCGCAAAAUGUGAGCCAGCAUGUCGUCACGGAGGUGUCUGUGUUAGACCAAACAAGUGCCUCUGUAAAAAAGGAUACCUUGGUCCUCAGUGUGAACAAGUGGACAGAAACAUCCGCAGAGUAACCAGGGCAGGUAUUCUUGAUCAGAUCAUUGACAUGACAUCUUAUUUGCUGGAUCUAACAAGUUACAUUGUAUAGUUUCUGGGACUGUUUGAAUAUUCCUUUCCAAUGGGCAUUUAUUUUUUAUCCUGUCAUUAAAAAGAAAGACUGUUAUCCUGCUACACACUCCUGUGAUUUCAUUUUCUUUUAUUAAUUUAAAAAUAAUUUUCAGAAAUGUGCAGAUCCUAUGUGUGUAUGUUGGCACAUUGGUUCACAUAUGCACAUACACACACACACUCACAACCCUUAUACCCGUGGUUGCAUAACAGAUGGGUUUUAAAAAUAUAUAUUUCCUUGUGUGGAGUAAUUUACGCAAAAAUUCCUUUGUAAAUUGAUAGUGGAAUUUUUAUGUCACCAGAAGAGAUUAUUUGACUUCCCAAGAAUUUUCUGUCUGUAAUAACUAAAGUCAACUUUAAUGGAGUUUUGAAACAUUGCUGUACAAUCUGAUGGAUCUAAUAAAAAAAGGCAAUAUUUUUAUAUUAAAGGACUAUAAUAUGAGAGAAUGUUUCAGAACUCCCUGAUGAAUUUCUAAAUGGGCAACUUGGUAUAAAAUUGUAAUCUUCAUUUUUAUCAAUGUAUCCAAUUACAGAAUGUUACGCACUUACCUUUUUAUUGGCAGAUAAGUCUUGUUACCCUAGCUUAAUCUCAAGAUUGUUUUCAAGUGUUUUAUAAUUAAAUCAUAACAGCAUACGUAUUCUAAAACCAAUCUUCCUAAAAGGUCUGCUUUUAUUGUAUAUUUUAUUUAACAAUAGGCACUGGGUUUGUGUUACAUAUUUAUAUUUUUUAUUUUAUUUUUAUAAUAUAGACAUCACCUAGAUGAAACACCUUUACCCUGUCCUGUAAAAUACUAAAGUUACAUUUUUCACCAACUUAAUUGGAAUGAAGGGGAGUGAGAAACAGUCUUUAAUGUGCUGUGGAUCUAAUCUAGCAAUGUAUCCUUGUGCCAACAUGUAAUCAUUAACGACGGAUGAAAAAGCAAGAAAACAGCCAAUCCUUAUAAAAUUCCAGCAUUAAACAUUUGUAAUGUGCUUUUCACCAUAGCAAGACUGUCCGAGUAUACGUAAUUAGAAUGUUGCAGAUUUCAGAUUGAAUCGAACCUCACUGAGAAGAGCUCACUCGUUUUGACAAAUCUUGGUUAUGUAAACUGUCACUUGUACAAAUUUUUAAUAUAAUAAUUCUUGCCAAAUAUGACUUUUAAUGUAUAUGUUCUUUCAGAACUCAAUGAAAAUCCUCUUUGGUUAAUGUAUGAAUAAAUUUUCUGUAAAUGUUCUGUUCAAGUUUUUAAAGAAAUGCCAUGUUCUGAUUUAAAACUGCAAAAAGUCUGAUAGACAUUUGUCUUAAUGGUUUUCGAGGCCAGCUCUCUACGUUUAGGUUAUAAGAAAAUUAUGCGGCCUCUUUGCACUACUGAAAAAACACCUACUCAUGACAUGCGCACACCCACUAUAGGUUGUCCUUCUGUAAACAUCUGUUCUUCCAGAAUCUAAAUUGGAGAGUAGUAUAGAUUACACAGCACAGGCUGACUUUCCAAACCUGCUCCUUACCUUUAGGAAUAUGAGCCUCAAUUAAAAAAAAUAAAAUCUUGUAACUAGUAUUUCUCUAUUGUUUUAAAGUGAGAGAUUUGCAAUUAAAGCACAGUGAGCAUUUAUAUAGAAACCACAACGUAGAAAGGUUGGUUAAGUACACUGCUCUUGUCUUCCAUAUAUGAUUACUUAAGUUUCAAGUGACCUCAUGCCAAAUGGAAAUGGGUUGAGAAAUCUUGGUUCAGUGCUUAGUGAACAAUAGCCUGCAUUAAAAAGUGCAUGCAUAAUUUUGCACAAUUUAGAUUCAAUUGACAGUCUAUUCAAAGAAGUCUCAGGAUUAAAUGAGCAUGGAGACCAAAUUGCCCUCUUACCCCAGAAAAGGGGUGGUCCUUUCUAGUCAGACUAGCACUUCAUUGGCCCAGCAGUGUGACAAAUCUUGCAAUGAACCCUGCAGUAGCCUGCAUCUGUAGGUUAAUAGCAGUCUUUUGUCUCCGUUGCUUUCUCUUCAUAGCCUUUUUACUGAAUUCCAUCACAGAAAGUUUUACAAUUAAAAAAAAAUGUCCUGACAACCAUUUUUGUAAGUGGACCUUACCAUCUAAUCGUCCCUUAUUCAACGUGGGUGACAUUAACAAAAUGUGAACUUCUCGUGAGGGAGCCAGCUGUCUAAAUCUGUCAAAUUGUGCAGUUUUAUUACACAUUCUCCCAUUCAUAGUUUCACUGAAAACAAUAAGGAUACUGCUAUAUAUUCAGCAAAAUCUGAAAAAUCCAGCGUUUCUUCUUACAUCCUUAAUCUUUCCAUUUCUUCCAAAAGAAUCUUUCCAAAAGAAAAGGUGUUAUAUUGCCGUGAGUUCUCCAAUUUAAAAAUAUCUAUAUUAAAUUGACCAAGCCCAGAUUGUUUUAUACAGUCCUUUCCCAAGUGAAGAGUUUCAAAUGACUUAGAAAAACAUAUGUACCCCAGGUGUCAUUGUUUAUUCUAUUGUGAGUCAUUAGAAUAAAAGACCAAAAUCUUCUAAAAAGGAGAGAGCAAGAUCCAUGGAUAUUAAACCCAAACAAAAAAAGUAAAGUCGUUGGAGUCAUUUCUUUAUGUUCUUAGGAAAGAAGAAAAUAGCAAAGGCUAAUUGAGGGCUACAUAUUUUAAAUGCAGUGUCAUUUCAAAAGAUCCUUUGACCUUUCCUUUGAAGUAGAUUUUUAAAAUAUGUGACUGGAGAAUUAUCUUAAAAAUUCAUGGUGAGAGGCAGGUAGGAAUUGGUUGAAAAGUAUGAGCUAGGGAAAAGUUAAUGUUUCAAUACACAAAUGGCAACAUCUCCUUGGUUCAUAAGGCACACAAUCAAAAUAGAAGAAAAAUGUCCUUGGUAUGAGUGCAGAUGUAUGAGAUAAAGAUUAAACAAAGAAAUAGGAAGAUGUAUAUUAUUGAUUUGUCCAUUCUAGAGGUUAAAUUUUGGCUGCCAAUUUAAUGUGAAAUGCUGUUAUGGUAGUUAUAAAGAGUUGGAGAAAAGCUUUCUACCACUGCUUCUGCCACACUCUUGUCCUGGUUAAUAGAACUUUGUUUUCUCGCCAAUUAUUUAAGGUAAUGAGAAGAAAACUGAAUUGGCACAUGAUUACAGUAAAAAGAAGGGAAGAGUUAAGAAACUUGAGUGAUGGCAAUAAAAAGUGCUUCCAUCCAUAACUUUUCUUCUUAGAAUUUUGUUUCAAUGUGGCUCUUGUAAAAUGUAUCUUUUAUUUUAUCACAAAGAAUACUCAGUUUUCUCAGAUUAAUGGACUAUCUCAUAAAGAAAGAGCGAAGAAACUUACACAUACAACAUAUACACACAACCUAAGUAGAAAACCAUUCUCCUUUCGUUUACAUACUUCAGAGCAGGCACUUCUUCUCUAUUUCUUUCUUUGAAAAUAAUUACAUAAUAAUGUACUAACAAUAUUUAAUGUAUCUCUUUUCGAUAUUGUUUUUAUCUCUGAAUCAUAAACUAUACAACAAGCCUACUAAGUGUAAGACAUGAGGUUAGAUGCCACAUUUAGGGUCUUUCAAAGUACACAUUAAUUUAAACUUUUAUUAGUCUAAAUUUCUUAGUUUUGACAUAUAAAAGAGAAAUGAAGUCCAAAUUUUUAAGAGGAAAAUAAGAUAUACCAUAGGUAGUUGUAUUGAUUUAUCAAUAAAUUAAAGUUUCUGAGCAUCGCCAUAGAAUAGUACCUAUGAUAUCUAUCUUUCUCUCUCACUCUCUUGUCUCUCUCUCUACCUCUCUUCUCCCCCUCCAUAUAUCCUUCUUCCUUUUAACCUUUCCCUUCUCCUCUAUUUCUAUUGGUUUUGACUAAACAGACAUGUCUUCAGUACACCCAUAAUGAAAAUGUCCUGGGGUAGGGUUGCUACUGAUUUUGCUGGUUAUGAUCUUUUCUUUAUUUUCCUGAAAAAUGCCCUCUCCUGGUGUCACAUUUGCUCAGACUCUAUAUCAAGAAGAACAGUAGACAAAUAUGAACAUAUUAGACUGAUCUAUUAUAACCAUUUGAAAGAAAUAACCAAAAGCAUAAAUGACUGCCAGCCUGGAUGCUCCAGUUCAACUGGUGUUCCAUCAUAGAUACAGGAAAGACACAAGGAAUAUCCCCAGUCAAGAGCCUGAGCAAACAGUAGUGAAAGUUAGUAGCUAGUUGCUAUUCAAUUAAAAACCAUGACUAUGGACUGUCUUUUGAAGAAGAUUAUUCCAAAUCUAUGAGGAUAAAAUAAGAAGUAGUUCCCUCAAUGGAGACUUCAGAAUCUUCUUUCCCCAUCUCUGGGAUAAGACUUGAACUUGCAGAGAACUCAUACCAAAAUUCUAUGCCCAGAAAAUAUACGUAUUUCUAUAUUACCCCCGGGAAGUUAGUGGGCCUAUUAUUGUGAAUGCUGGCCAUACCUUCAGAAAGUUCCUCUUUAGAAUAUCCUAAAGAAAUAUAUGUUUGCUAUCUUCCCUUCUUUCUCUUUGCUACAUCAACACAACUUAGUCAUACCUCCAAUAAUUAAGAUGGUGUCAAAGAAGAUGGGAAACUUAAGAAUAGAAGCAUUUUGAUAUUAAAAAUAUUAAAAACAUGACCAUAGAACCUGCCAAACACUAAUCCUAGCCAACUUCAACACUUCUUUCUCUUAAAUGUGUCCUCAUAAGUUUUGGAAAUUGCCUUCAAAUGGCUGUUUAGGAGAGUAAGAUGAUGCCUUCCUGAGUGCGUGAGGGAGUGUUACAGCACCGUUUCUUCUCAAUCAUAUUGGUAGUUUCUGCGCUGCUGUGGAGAGGUUUAUUCAUUUAUCAGAUUAGCACUUUUCUUAAAUUCUCAUUAAAUAUGAACCCAAGACACACUCAUCAUUUACCUUGCUUUCCCAUAACCAUUUGUGUAGGUCAUAUAUAAGUUGGUUGAAAAAACAAAAAAUGAGUGAUGGAUUCCUUGUAUCAACAUAAAGCCUUGGGCCUAAAACCUGUUAUUGCUUUUUUUAGCCAGUUACAUAGUGAUUUAUAAACCAAAAAAGAAGUAUCAACUCAACAUAGAAUUCUAGGUUACAUCUCAUGUAUAUCACAAAGUCAGACGUCACGUUUCAUUCAGGAUUUUUUUUUUGCAUAUGUGCAUUACGUAUUAGUUAAAAUCAAAGUACAAGUAUACAUAUACAAGCAAAUUAACAUAAAUGUAUGGUGAGGUAUCACAAUUGACUAUAAUAUUUUCAGUUAAAAAGACAUUUUAGCACAUAGGAUAGAAAAAACAACAUUCACAGUGAUGGGAAAUUCAUAAUGGCUAAAUAUAAGAUCAGUUUUGUCUUCACAGCUAGAAACUAAUUCUUGUACAUUUCCUUUUGCCCUAAAGAAUAACUAGCCAAUAGUUUCCAUUCACAUGAACAGUGUGUGGUCAGGUUUGGCAUAGUAUGUGCCCAAAAUGUAUGCUGGAUGUUUCUUUACCUCGUUUUCUUAAAAUCUGAGACAUGACUUUCCUAGAAUAAAUUAAGAUUUCAUGUAUAGUAGAAUCUGUUUCAUAAUACUAUUUUGAGAAGUUGAAUUGACAACUUAGGAGGUAUCAGAUAUUUCCCUUAUGGCGUUACAUUCAUAGGACAUUUUUGGAUAUGCAUUUCACCAAGAACCAUGUAGUAAAAAGAUCAAUGAUACUGAAGUACUAUGGAAUUUUUGAAACCUGAUUCCCUAGGACACGCUAAAGAAGACUGUUUAUUUAAAAGAAACCCAUCUAAUUAAAAUGAAAAAAAUUGUCAAAUCAUUAUAAUUAGUAAGCAUAAGAGAAACCUGAAAAGAGACUCUGUGUCUUUCUAGGCUUUAUCUGUGAUUAAUUUUGUCCAGUUUUAAAGAAUGGUUAACUUUAUCAUUGUUCUAACAUGUUUUGGUUUCCCUAGUUCAUUUUCGUUUAGGUUGUGGACAGGGCAAUCUGUCCAUACCCUUACUCGUGGAAAAUACCAGAACGAAUCCUUGCUUGAAUUUCUGUUAAUAAGAGGCAGAAGGCUAUAGGAACAAGUAGUAAAAACAGGUACACUUGUAAGGGAGCAGAGUUAAUAUACACUAGUUGGGAUUUCUACAAGUGUUCUUCUAAAAAGUAACACACAGUCAUUAGCUCAGAUAAUCCCUCUAAGUUUGAAUUAAUCUGACUUAUUUAACCAAGUUAUUAUAAUCUGCCGUUCUCUUUGAUCGCUCUAUUAUUCAGCCAUCCAUCCAUUCAUUAAUUCAAUAAAUAUUUAUUGAAGUGCCUAGCAUGAUCAUGUGCUAUAGAAAAGGCAAGGACGUUUACAGUGGGGGAUUGUGAGCCCAGUGGAUAUGAUGAACAUGUUGGAAGCAAAAGACAAUAAUCACACUCAGUGAGCUCCAUUCAGCUCAUUAGAAUCCAGCAAUAAUAGUACAGAUGGCCUAAAGUACGUUUGUGUGUAUCUGUACGUGUGCACACACCCAUGUAUAUAUAUUUAUCUAUCUGUACAAACACUACAUAUGUAUACACACUAUCUAUGUAAUAUAUAAUAUAUGUAUAAUGCAUAUAAAUUCUAACAAGUGUAUUUGUGUUAUCUUUAAAAUAGAACAAUUGUAUCUUGAAGUGGUAAAUGCAGAGAAUUGGUGUUUAUUGUUGAUCUGUGGAUUUAAUGAUUUUUAGGUGAAAAGGAUGUUUAAGUGUAUAAUUUCUUUUCUUAAUUUAAUAUAUUUAUGUAAAUGCAUGCCUGAAAUUUGGUUAGAUUGGCUGUGUUUUGUGUCCUUUAACAUGAUCAAAUGUAUUAAACUUUAUCUUAUGACCUGA
Equus caballus (horse) is the source of this 8840-nucleotide messenger RNA. It is a transcript of the gene HHIP, whose product is annotated as hedgehog interacting protein. The record is from RefSeq and is a predicted model, not a curated record. NCBI's taxonomy places the organism in Eukaryota, Metazoa, Chordata, Mammalia, Perissodactyla, Equidae.